GCAUCCCCCGAGGUUCUGGGGAAGCUUCGUGACGCCACAGGUCCCGCCCCCAGCUCCGGCCACGGGCGAGUGCGUGCUGACGUCAUGCUGCGUGCGGGCCGGUGCGGAAUCGCUCCUUCAACUCCUCGGGGCAGGAGGAGUUAGUUAGCAAAGAGCCGAGGCUGGGUGCACGACCCUCGUCCUUCUGCCCCUGGCCGCACGCUUUGCGCACAUCUCUUUUCUGCAUGGUGGAUAUUAUUUUUCACUAUCCUUUUCUAGGUACUAUGGGGGAUCAUUCCAAGAAGAAGCCCGGGACGGCCAUGUGCGUGGGCUGCGGGAGUCAGAUCCACGAUCAGUUUAUCCUGCGGGUGUCGCCAGACCUCGAGUGGCACGCCGCCUGCCUCAAGUGCGCCGAAUGCAGCCAGUACCUGGACGAGACGUGCACGUGCUUCGUGAGAGACGGGAAGACCUACUGCAAGCGGGACUACGUCAGGCUCUUCGGCAUCAAGUGCGCCAAGUGCCAGGUGGGCUUCAGCAGCAGCGAUCUGGUGAUGCGGGCGCGGGACAGCGUGUACCACAUCGAGUGUUUCCGCUGCUCAGUGUGCAGCCGCCAGCUGCUUCCCGGAGACGAAUUCUCGCUGCGGGAGCACGAGCUGCUCUGCCGCGCCGACCACGGCCUCCUGCUCGAGCGCGCGGCGGCCGGCAGCCCGCGCAGCCCCGGCCCGCUUCCCGGCGCCCGCGGCCUGCAUCUGCCAGACCCGGGAUCCGGCCGGCAGCCUUCGCUGCGCCCACACGUGCACAAACAGACCGAGAAGACAACCCGCGUGCGAACCGUGCUGAACGAGAAGCAGCUGCACACACUGCGGACGUGCUACGCCGCCAACCCGCGGCCCGACGCGCUCAUGAAGGAGCAGCUGGUGGAGAUGACCGGCCUGAGCCCGCGGGUCAUCCGCGUCUGGUUCCAGAACAAGCGGUGCAAGGACAAGAAGAAAUCCAUCCUCAUGAAGCAGCUGCAGCAGCAGCAGCACAACGACAAGACGAGCCUCCAGGGACUGACCGGGACGCCCCUGGUGGCGGGCAGCCCCAUCCGCCACGAGAGCGCCGUGCAGGGCAGUGCAGUCGAGGUGCAGACGUACCAGCCGCCGUGGAAAGCGCUCAGCGAGUUCGCGCUCCAGAGUGACCUGGAUCAACCCGCCUUCCAGCAGCUGGUCUCUUUCUCUGAGUCCGGCUCCCUAGGCAACUCCUCCGGCAGCGACGUGACCUCCUUGUCCUCGCAGCUCCCGGACACCCCCAACAGCAUGGUGCCGAGUCCCGUGGAGACGUGAGGGGGGACCCUUCCCCGCCAGCCCGCGGACCUCGCAUGCUCCCUGCAUGAGACUCACCCAUGCUCAGGCCAUACCAGCUCCGAAAACUCUCUCGCCUUUGUAAUUAUGAUUGUUGUUAUUUAAAGAGAAAAAGGACUGAGAGAGGAGGUCGGGACAGCCAAAAUCGCCUGGAUGCAACCUGCUUUCACCAGACUGGAGAGCGCCGCUCCGAGGACUUUUAUUUUUACAAAACCAGAAUUUGGGUUGACUAGAGUUAGCUCUGCCCCCUCCUCUCCCUCGGUCCGCGGCGCCCCCGUCCACAUACCCACCUGUGCGUGGAGCUUGCGCGGGGUAGGUCCCGCGCCCGCCGAGCCUCGCGCUCUCCCGCGCGGACCGUGGGUCUGCCUCGGCCCGGCCCCGCGCUUCCAGGUGGCUUCGCCCGCUCUCUAGCGGGGAAGAGGACGGGGGCAAUCCAAAGGAACAGACACUCAAUCCCCCAAAGCGCAUGAUUGCCGGAAAAAAGUAGAAACGAGACUUUCCUUGAAAAUGUUUUAAAUUAUCAGUCGACGGAGGACAGAGUGUGUGAGCCUUUGCCGAACAAAACGUAAGUUAUUGUUAUUUAUUGUGAGGACAGCCAGUUCAUAGUGGGACGAAUAUUUUGAUCUUAAUAAAAAAGAAAUAAUAACCCUA
This is a messenger RNA of Bubalus bubalis (water buffalo), 1973 nucleotides long. It is a transcript of the gene ISL2, whose product is annotated as ISL LIM homeobox 2. The transcript is spliced from 6 exons. The coding region runs from base 225 to 1304 and encodes 359 amino acids. The record is from RefSeq and is a predicted model, not a curated record. Gene Ontology annotation, biological process: positive regulation of transcription by RNA polymerase II; axonogenesis; neuron fate specification. Lineage: Eukaryota; Metazoa; Chordata; Mammalia; Artiodactyla; Bovidae. Gene Ontology annotation, molecular function: DNA-binding transcription factor activity, RNA polymerase II-specific; cis-regulatory region sequence-specific DNA binding. Gene Ontology annotation, cellular component: nucleus.